This is a messenger RNA of Nannospalax galili (Upper Galilee mountains blind mole rat), 1600 nucleotides long. RefSeq lists its product as uncharacterized. Gene Ontology annotation, biological process: proteolysis. NCBI's taxonomy places the organism in Eukaryota, Metazoa, Chordata, Mammalia, Rodentia, Spalacidae. The record is from RefSeq and is a predicted model, not a curated record. Gene Ontology annotation, molecular function: aspartic-type endopeptidase activity.
UUCUGGAGCUUGGGGAAUGGAGUGAAUGUGGGGACAGGGUUCAGAUGCCCUCCCCAAGCCCAGGGUAACUCUCAGAGUGGAGGGGACACCUGUGAGUUUCCAUGUAGACACAGGCGCUCAACAUUCAGUGUUAACAGAAACCCUAGGGAAAUUGUCAAACAGGUCUUGGGUACAGGGAGCGACUGGCAUGAACCAAUAUUCAUGGACCACCCAAAGGACAGUGGACUUAGGCAUGGGCUGGGUGUCCCACUCCUUCCUAGUCAUGCCAGAUUGCCCCUACCCACUCUUAGGUAGAGACUUGCUUACCAAAAUUGGAGCCCACAUCCAUUUUUCACCGAAUGGGGUUCAUUUAAUAGAUAAAGGAGGCCACCCCAUUCAGGUACUGACCUUGCAACUGGAAGACGAAUAUCGACUGUACCAAAAACUGGACCCGCAGCCAACAGAGGAGAUUUCUGCUUGGCUGCAGGAAUUUCCCCUGGCCUGGGCUGAGACCGGAGGGAUGGGGCUGGCAGCCCACCGACCACCCAUCUGGGUGGAGCUGAGACCAGGAACCCUUCGAGCUUGGGUGAAGCAGUAUCCCAUGUCCCAUGAAGCAAGAUCAGGGAUUACCCCACACAUCCGGAGACUAAGAGACCAGGGCAUCCUAGUACCCUGCAGGUCUGCAUGGAAUACACCUCUCCUCCUGGUAAAGAAGCCAAACUCAAACAAUUACUGGCCAGUACAGGAUCUGAGAGAAGUAAAUAAGCACAUCAUGGACAUCCAUCCCAUGGUGCCUAAUCCCUAAACCCUCCUGAGCUCCUUGCCGCCCUCCAGGAGCUGGUAUACCAUACUAGAUUUAAAGGACACCUUCUUUAUCCUGCCCUUAGCCAAGGAUAGUCAGCCAUUCUUUGCCUUCAAAUGGCAAGAUCCAGAGGUCGGUUUCAAUGGACAACUGACCUGGACUCGCCUGCCUCAGGGAUUCAAGAACUCGCCCACCCUCUUUAAUGAGGCACUUCAUGAAGAUCUGUGUGAGUACAGGCUGGAACACCCCCAGCUCACCCUAUUGCAAUAUGCAGAUGACAUCUUGAUAGCUGCUGCUGAUGCUCUACUAUGUCAGCAAGGGACCAAGGAUUUCACCGCCCUUAACCCAGCCACACUGCUGCCCAACCCCGACUUGGAUGCGCCCCUGCAUGAUUGCGUGGAGAUCCUGAACCAGGUACAUGGGCUCAGAAACGACCUGACUGAUCAGCCACUCUCCAAUGCAGAAGCUACUUGGUUCACCGACGGGGUGGUGACCCAGAUGCAUGGGGACACAUGGCCCCGGCUGAAAGCCAUCUAUGAGGCUGCUCCCCCACCUGUCCCCCACAAUUACCAGCCUGACGAUCGAGUCUACAUCCACAGACAUCGCCGAGAGACCCUGGACCCCCAUUGGAAGGGACCCUAUACCAUGAUCCUGAUGACUCUGACAGCUCUCAAGGUCAACAGAAUCACCUCACGGAUCCACCACUCUCAUGCUAAGACAGCAGACCCUGAGUUGACUGAGUCUCCAGGAGAGGAUAAGUGGACUGCCUCGCCUGACCUGCAUAAUCCCCUUAAGCUAAGACUCCAGGUGGGCCCCUAA